Amoebophrya sp. A120 is the source of this 3671-nucleotide messenger RNA. Lineage: Eukaryota; Dinophyceae; Syndiniales; Amoebophryaceae. The record is from the annotation of a GenBank genome assembly.
AGAACAGAAGAAUCGGAGGGAAAGGUUGUAGAGGUACUUGAGCGACUGUUUGGUCUUGGUAUGAUCCUACUGAGUGCUCUCCUGAGGAACCGUCUGUUUCUGUGAGGGGUAAGAAGAGUCAAGUAGAGCCGAUUCAUUAAUAUCCUUCUGGGCACCGUCGACGGUUGUACGCGAGCAUUUUGAUGUGGAUCUUCACUUCUUGCAGCGAGAACUGCGGCAUGUUCGCUGUCGAGAGGCAUGCAAGCUGGAGUACAAUGGCACCGCAGCCGAUCUCUCCCAACACGACUUCCCGCCCUUGCUGGUACACCAACGCCCAUGUCGACGGGGCGACGUACGACAACAACGGACUGCGACUCUACGAUUCCGCUUGUGGCCCGGAAGACAAGGUUGAUAUCAGCCGUUCUGGCGACGUCCACGGCGAAUUGCACCCCGGAUGGCAGUGCACGCACCUCCACCAGCACUCGAAGCAGCCGGCAUUCCGUUCACCAGCAAUCGUCUUCUCUCGUCGUCCCUACAAACAGAUCCUCGGUCGUUGGUGGCACGACCGCUACGACGACCACCAAGCUCGGUGCCCAGCAAGUUCAAGUGAAACAGCAGGAGAAGGAGGAGAAGAAGCGGCUGAGAAAAAUGCAGAAAGAAGCGGAUCGGGUUCGCAAGGAACAAGAAGCAGAAAUUGGCGAGGUAGGGGAAGCGCUGAAAAACCUGGUGCAGACGCACAUCGGGUUCGUCGCCAGUAUUUUGCAAAAGUACCCGCAACUCGAGCAAGGGCUCGGGGCUUUUCUGUCCUUGUCCAAGGGGUCCGACCUGGUUCGGGUCUACAUCAUGCAGCAGCGCGUUCUUCCCAGCUUUUUCCCGAGCCUGCCUUACUCCAUGCGUGUCGACAUCGAGCGGCGCCUUGGCGGCAUGGAGCGUGUGAAGGCAGGCUGGCAGGUGGAGCGCUGCCUUCAGCUGCUCAUGACCGACGACUCCGGACUGGUCACCCCCGCAAUGUUUGCCGAGGCUGUCGCCCGGGUCAAGAAAACUUGCGAGGACCUCGGCGGCAUGGCAGAAGUUGUAACCGCUUCAAGUUCAAGUGCGAGUGCAGCAGCAGUUCCGACCGAUCCGACAGGACUGGUCCUUCUGGCGCAGCAGAUGAGCACCCCCAGCGGCGGCGCGGGUACUAAAAGUUCUUGUAGCGAAGAUCGUACAAGAGCAGGAGCGGGUGCGGCGGCCAAGGAUCUGUCCACCUCCGUCGAAAAUCGUAAAAAGAAGCUUGCGUGCUUUCUGCUCGAACACGCACUACGCAAACAGCUGGAGGCUUGGGAUCACGAAAUCGCUCGGAUCGAGCAAGACAAGUGGCAGGCGUUGUACACAAUGAUGGAUGAGCGGUUUCUGAAUCGCAGGGACGCCGCCGGAAACCCGGUAGUGUUUGCCGCGGACGACGAAAACUACCUGCUGGACCUCCGGGACGAGCUGAUGCGCCGAAUGGAGCUGGAAAAUGGCGUCUACGGGCUGAUUCUCCGUCGGGCGAAGACCAGCUACGCAAAUGCGCGGCUGACAAUGGAGAAGCGCGUGCCGAUGCAGCCCUACGAAGUUACGGUUCCGGACUUCGCGUAUUUUGUUAGUUUGGAUAAUGCCGUAAAAAUAAGUAUAUAAUGUUCGCUGUGGCCUUUGGAGGCGAUCGUCAUCUGUGGGGUCCACAUUCGUCCUAGAAAGUGUAGUGAAGAAUUAUGUCGCAAUGUUCUUCGAGUUUCUGUCCUAACUUAACCAUAUUUAUCUUUUGCAUGGAGGAAACUCACUAAUAGCAAUCUCCACUUCCCUAUCCGCAACUCCCAGAUCGGCCUUGGACUUGGUAGAGCGGGCUCGUCGUGAGAUUGAAGAGAAGAUCGCACACUUUGCAAGGAAGGCGGAGGACCUGCACGCACAGAUUCUGCAAUUCAUCAGCCGACGCAAACUGCCCGACUGGGUGCAUGUCCCGGUCGAGCGGGAAGAUCACUGGCGAGAUGUCUGGGAUGCCGUGGCCCCGGUGGAAGUUUUUGAGGCGGCCAACACCAAGUCUCCAAAGAAGGGCAAGCUUCAGCCCGCGUCCCCGACUGGAAAGAAACAGCCCCCGCCUGAGCAGAGCCGACCUAGCCGGAGUGCCGUUUUUGUUGUUGCGCGGGCGCUUGCUUGUUCGUUAUCGUGACAUCAUAUAUAGUUGUUUUGUUUCGGCGGAAAUUGUUCUUGUGUGUGCGAAGUCUGCUUUUGCAAAAGUUUUUUUUUUCUUCAGGUGAUAGCGCGCUGAUGCUGAUGCAGCGGCUGGACCGCAUGGUGCAAUUGGUUUGCGACGUGAAGGAGGAGAUCGAAAAAAAGUGUCCGAUCUGGGAAAUCGACGGGCCGGCGGUGGGGCGACCCUUGGGGAACUUCGUGCAGCAUUUGUCGGAGCUUAGUGAGCGGCUGCUGGAAAUUCUGGACCACGAUGAGUCGGAAACCGAUAGUGAGGAAUCUUCUUCCACCAGCACACCAGAGCGAUGCGAGGAAGGCACGAAUGCAAGUGGGGAGAUGACAUUCCAAGCCGCAUCCAGUGGCAGCAUUAACACCUCCACGACCCGCAGCGCCGCUUCGUCCAGAAGAAGCUCAGUGCAGCUGCUCCCUGAUCUGGCGCCGCAGCGUACCACUACAGUGCCUGGCGCGAGCGACAGCAGCAGUGUUCAGCUUCGUAAGCUGUGUAAGCAAUGGGACCAGGACUUCCGUUUGUGCUUGCAAAAGCACCAGGAUCCCGUCAGCAGUGUGUUUGAGGAGCACGGGCCCUACUUCGUGCGCCGCAGAAAUUUUCUCAGUCUCUCGAAAUUUCGGGCCGUAGCGGAGUCGUGUUUCGCGGUGCGCCUCCAUUUUCAUCCAAGAAUUCUCACGUGAGCUGCAGCCUGCAUUUGAGACCUGAUUUGGCGUUUACACGUCCCUUGUACAGAAGGAACUCGCAUGAAGAUGUACUUCGAGGUUUGUAAAUUGAUUUACAGCAUCAUGCCUUUGCAGGCGCGGUGUGACGCGUUCCGCGUUGACCGACCGCACUGCUACCUACGACGGAACUCCAUGUCUUUCACCACCAAUUUUUAUUGAAUCAGUUGUAUUUAGCCAGAACAACUUUGUCAAAAUUAACAGUCCAUCGAGCGACCGCCUCCACUGCCUGUGUAAUUGAUUUAUCGGUGUUAUUAAAGUUUCCCGUUUGAGUAAUUGUUUCCCACUCCGCACGCCAGGAGGCUCAGUUUCGUCAGCAAGUCUAUUUUUCAUACCGCCUACCACCCUGCUACGCAUUGAUAAGAUUGAGAUACGCAGACGCACCGAUUCAUGGUCGGACGCUUGGUCGAUGCCUGCCACACACUACAGCCUUACCCACACUUGAGUAACACGAACGCACGAUAGAGGUGGUGGUACACCCGUCCUUGCGACCUCCGCGUCAACACGUCUGCAGUUACAAAACCUGUGACCAAUGCCAUGCCUGCCGGUUAGAAAUGAAUCUUCUCUUCUCUGCAACUACUAAACCCAGAAUAAAGAAACGGUAGUAUCUGCCACGCGUUUUUCGAAGAAGGCAUCAACCUUCCAGACACUACAUGCUAAUGAGAAACGAAGCCUGCAGCUCUCUGUUGAAACUGUUUACUAACGAAUGUAGGAAAAAUGGCUGUACCUGAAUUACACGCGCGAUGCAAGAAGCGAAG